Messenger RNA from Osmia lignaria (orchard mason bee), 1262 nucleotides. It is a transcript of the gene O-fut1, whose product is annotated as O-fucosyltransferase 1. The record is from RefSeq and is a predicted model, not a curated record. Gene Ontology annotation, biological process: Notch signaling pathway; protein O-linked glycosylation via fucose. Gene Ontology annotation, molecular function: peptide-O-fucosyltransferase activity. Lineage: Eukaryota; Metazoa; Arthropoda; Insecta; Hymenoptera; Megachilidae.
CAUUUUUAAUUACAAUUAUAAAAAACUUAAUCACAAUGUUUAGUAUUAUAUUCUUUGUGUUAUUGUUGACUACAUUUUAUAGUACAUAUUGUGAAAAUUUUGAUAUUGACACUAAUGGGUAUAUUGUUUAUUGUCCAUGCAUGGGAAGAUUUGGAAAUCAAGCAGACCACUUUUUAGGUGCUUUAGGAUUUGCAAAAGCCUUAAAUCGUACUCUGGUUCUACCACCAUGGGUUGAAUAUAGAACUGGAGAGACUAGAUCUAUACAAGUUUCUUUUGACACAUAUUUUAAUGUUUCUCAAGUGCAAAGUUGCCAUAAAGCAAUAUUAAUGGAAGACUUCAUGACAGAUAUUGCACCAAGGAUAUGGCAAUCAAAGGAAAGAGUAUCUUUUUGCUACUCUGCACGUGGAAAAGGGGAUUCGUGUAAUGCUAAAGAAGGAAACCCAUUUGGUCCAUUUUGGGACACGUAUAAUAUAGAUUUUGUAAAAUCAGAAUUUUAUGGACCUCUUCAUUAUGAUGUUUAUCAUACAGACAUGGCAGUACAGUGGGGAAGACAAUAUCCUGCUAUUAACUGGCCAGUAUUAGCCUUUACAGGUGCACCUGCUAGUUUUCCUGUUCAGUUAGAAAACAGAAAACUACACAAAUGUCUUGAAUGGAAUACAGAUAUGCUUAAUAAAGCAAAAGCAUUUAUAAAACAAAAAUUACCUAGAGGAGCAUUUGUAGGAAUUCAUUUGCGUAAUGGAAUUGAUUGGGUACGUGCUUGUGAGUUUAUAUCAAGCACACCAAAUCUUUUUGCUGCGCCUCAAUGUCUUGGUUAUCGAAACGAACGUGGGAAAGCAACUUCCGCUAUGUGUUUACCACCAUUUGAUUUGAUAGUACGUCAUUUAAAACGUAUUAUACGUAAUGGCAAUGACAUUAAAUCAGUAUUCGUAGCAUCCGAUAAUAAUUAUAUGAUUGAAGAACUUACUAAAGCUCUGGCGCGCAUGGAAGUACCAGUAUUUAAACAAGAUCAGUCUGCAUCACCUCAUUUAGAUUUAGCUAUUCUUGGAAGAGCAAAUUAUUUCAUAGGUAAUUGUAUUUCUUCUUUCUCGGCUUUCGUUACUAGAGAAAGGGAGAUUAAAGGAUAUCCUACAUUCUUUUGGGGCUUUCCUCCAGAAAGAUCAUCAUCUGUUACUCAUGAAGAAUUGUAAUGUUUGUAACUACUUUCAUCGUCUAUUUUCAUCAAAGUGAUAUUUGUAUUUAAAUUAAAUUAUUAUAAAAACUUG